AUGUCAAUUGCAGCAAGAACUACAGCGUCAAGUUUGCAAGAAUCUGGAUCGCUAGAAGCAAUAAUCGAAGAAAAAAUAGUCAACCCAAAAGGUAGUGUCUCUAUAAAACGCUACAGUAAGGGUCGAUUUCUCGGUAAAGGAGGAUUUGCUCGUGUAUAUGAAAUCCAAGAUUUGGAAUCCAAAAAAAUACACGCAGCUAAAGUAAUUCCUAAAGCAAAUUUAACUAAAGCCCGAACUCGACAAAAAUUGAUGUCAGAAAUAAAAAUUCAUAGAGGUUUAAAACAUCCAAAUAUUGUAGGAUUUGAACACUUUUUCGAAGACCAUGAAAAUGUGUAUAUUUUACUCGAGCUAUGUAUUAAUCAGACCUUAAAUGAGCUAUUAAGAAGGAGAAAAAGGCUUUCAGAGCUGGAAGUUAUGGUAUAUAUGACACAGACGUUAUCUGCUAUAGAGUAUUUGCAUGAUCACAGAGUAAUUCAUAGAGAUCUCAAGCUAGGAAAUAUGUUUUUAAAUGAAAAAUUAGAAAUCAAGCUUGGAGAUUUUGGAUUAGCAUCAAAGCUAGAGUAUGAUGGCCAGAAAAGAAGGACAAUUUGUGGCACUCCAAACUAUAUCGCUCCUGAAAUAUUGGAGGGAAGGGAUGGACACUCUUAUGAAGUUGACGUUUGGUCCUUUGGGGUUAUUCUUUAUACUUUACUAAUAGGGAAGCCUCCAUUUGAAACAAAUGAUGUAAAAAUGACUUACAAGAAAAUAAGAUCAUGUGCAUAUUCCUUUCCUGAUCAUGUAGCAAUAUCAGCUCAAGCUAAAGAUUUAAUUGAAAAACUGCUGCAGAGUGAUCCUGAAUCAAGGCUAUCAAUCCAAGAUAUUUAUAAACACUCGUUUUUCAAUAUGGGCUUUGAAAUUCCUAAAUUUCUUCCUCCAAGUACUUUAGCAAUACCACCUUCAGAAUCUUUUUUAAAACAGUAUCAGCAAAAGCCUAAGAUGCCACCUUACAAGCCAAGCCACGAUACAGCCCCUGUCAACCAAGAAAGGCAGCCUUUGACCCACAGAAACCCUUCAAACACUCAAAGGCCUUCCUCUUCUUCUUCACAUAAAACUCCAAGCAUAUCAUCUUUAAGUGGAGAAAUAAAAACUCCAUUCGUAAAUAGUUGGGUUGACUAUAGCAGCAAAUACGGCUUAGGCUACACUUUAUCAACUGGAUCUGUAGGAGUUUACUUCAACGAUGCUACAAAAAUAAUCCUUGACCCUACAACUCAAGCUUUUCGCUAUAUUUGCAGAGAUGGAGAAAAGAAGGAUGUUACAAAUUGGCAUACCUUAACUGAUUAUCCACAAACCCUCCAGAAAAAAGUGACACUUUUGCAUCAUUUUAGAAGCUAUUUGGAUAGCGAUAAAGAAAAUCCUGUGUAUUAUCAGUCUGAUGAAUCGCCUUAUGUAAAGAAAUGGAUGAGAACUAGAAGAGCAAUUCUUUUUAGAAUGUCAAAUAAAGUUGUGCAAGUCGUUUUCCAAGACCAUUCAGAGCUGAUUAUUUCGACCCAAGUCCUUACUUAUGUAAAUAAAAGUGGAGUUAAAAAGUCGAUGCCUCUAAGUCAGGCUUCUGAAUGCGGUGAUCUUGAUUUGUGUAAAAGAAUCAAGUAUACAAAGGACAUUUUAAAUCAUAUGAACGACGGAAAACAGAUCGACUAUGAAUAA
Molecule: messenger RNA, 1683 nt
Organism: Blepharisma stoltei
Lineage: Eukaryota; Ciliophora; Heterotrichea; Heterotrichida; Blepharismidae
Source: the annotation of a GenBank genome assembly